Molecule: messenger RNA, 2191 nt
Organism: Cucurbita moschata (crookneck pumpkin)
Lineage: Eukaryota; Viridiplantae; Streptophyta; Magnoliopsida; Cucurbitales; Cucurbitaceae
Product: aspartic proteinase-like protein 2
Exons: 10
Coding region: 163-1671 (502 amino acids)
Biological process (GO): proteolysis
Molecular function (GO): aspartic-type endopeptidase activity
Source: RefSeq, a predicted model, not a curated record
CUUCUUAGUUAAUUCAAAUCCAAAAGUUUUCUUCCUACUGUUGUUGUUGUUGCUCUCUCUCUAUUUCUCUUUCACUGCAAUGUGCAGGAACAAACCCAUAACUCGAUCUUUGUUCAUGAGUCUUCCUAUCUGAGAACUCAAAAUCCACAAAAUUCCAUUGAAAUGCGGGCCCUCACUUCCUUGAUCUUCGCUUUAGUAUCCGUCGUUUUGUCGGCGACGGUGGUCUACUCCGGCUUCCCCGUCCAACGUCUCUCUCUGCAGAGAGCCUUCCCUUCAUCUCGCUCUAUCGAACUUGAAACUCUCAGAGCUCGGGACCGUCUCAGGCAUGCCAGAAUCUUGCAAGGUGUCGUCAGUGGCGUCGUCGACUUCUCAGUCGAAGGUUCUUCCGAUCCGUUGCUCGUCGGGCUUUACUUUACCAAAGUUAAAUUGGGCACUCCCCCUAAGGAAUUUACGGUGCAGAUCGACACUGGAAGCGAUAUAUUGUGGGUGAACUGCAAUUCCUGCAAUGGCUGCCCCAGAGCAAGUGGACUUGGAAUUCAACUAAAUUUCUUUGAUGCUUCCAACUCAUCAAGUUCUUCGCUGGUUUCCUGCUCUGAUCCAAUAUGCAAUUCUGCAUUCCAAACAACUGCGACUCAGUGUUUAUCUCAGACUAAUCAAUGUAGUUACACCUUUCAGUAUGGUGAUGGAAGUGGAACAUCAGGUUAUUAUGUAUCUGAGUCCAUGUACUUUGACAUGGUUAUGGGGCAUUCUAUGAUUGCUAACUCUUCAGCUACAGUUGUUUUUGGUUGCAGCACAUAUCAGUCAGGUGACUUGACUAAAUCAGACCAUGCAAUAGAUGGCAUUUUCGGAUUUGGCCCCGGGGAUUUGUCUGUCAUAUCACAGUUAUCAGCUCGAGGGAUAACCCCUAAAGUAUUUUCCCAUUGUUUAAAAGGAGAAGGAAAUGGAGGUGGUAUAUUGGUUCUUGGAGAGGUUCUGGAGCCCGGCAUUGUGUAUAGCCCACUCGUCCCCUCUCAGCCUCACUAUAACUUGUAUCUGCAAAGCAUUGCUGUCAAUGGUCAGACGCUGCCAAUCGAUCCAUCUGUGUUUGCAACAUCAAAUAAUCGAGGAACUAUUGUAGACUCCGGGACAACAUUGGCUUAUCUUGUGGAAGAAGCUUAUACGCCAUUUGUCAGCGCGAUAACUGCUGCUGUUUCCCAAUCUGUGACUCCUACUAUUUCAAAGGGCAGCCAGUGUUAUCUAGUAUCCACCAGUGUAGACGAGAUAUUUCCCAUGGUUAGCUUAAAUUUUGCGGCAGGUGCAUCUAUGGUGUUAAGACCCGAAGAAUAUCUUAUGCAUCUUGGCUUUUAUGAUGGUGCUGCAUUAUGGUGUAUUGGUUUUCAGAAAGUUCAGGAAGGAGUAACAAUUUUAGGAGAUCUUGUUAUGAAAGAUAAGAUAUUCGUAUACGAUUUGGCACGCCAGCAAAUCGGGUGGGCAAACUAUGAUUGUUCUCAAGCUGUAAAUGUAUCGGUCACGUCUGGGAAGAACGAGUUCGUCAAUGCAGGACAGCUGAGCGUGAGCGGCUCAACCCAAGAUAAGCUCCUUCAAUCACUAGCUAUAGAAGCAUUAGCUCUUUUUCUGAGUUUCAUUUUGUUCAUCCACUUCCUGUUUCUGAUAAGCUCCUUCAAUCACUAGCUAUAGAAGCAUUAGCUCUUUUUCUGAGUUUCAUUUUGUUCAUCCACUUCCUGUUUCUGUAACUUUCAACUGUGUAGAUCUCACUCUUCUCUAAUCCCCCAUUCUUUGCACCAAUUGUCUGCCCCUCCAGUCUAUAUUUAUAAUGAUUGGUAGUGGCCGUGUUGUGCUAUUAUUUUUGGACCACGGGAGAUGCAAUAGGUCAGAAAGUUGAACUUGAAGAUAUUCUGUUCCACUACUUAAAUUGGGCAUGUCUUCUUUGGGCUUGAAGUUGGGCCUUCAUCUUGAAGAUAUUCUGUCCCACUACUUAAAUUGGGCCUGUCUUCUUUGGGUUUGGAGUUGGGCCUCCAUUUGUAAAGGGCUCAUAUUUUGAGCAUGCUAGAAUUGUAAAUUAUGUGCUAGCGAGUUGUAGAGAGGUUCAUGGUGAUUGUUCUUGAUGAGUGAUAGCAGAGGUUGUUGUAUUUUAGCCUGAGCAUUUGAACAAAUAUAUUGCUUUAUAUAUAUAAUCUAGAAUAUAAUAUUC